GGGAGUCCACACUAAUUUCAUUGUAAACCAAAACCAAACCAAAACAGAGAGCCGUUCUCUCUCUCUCUCUCUCUCUCUCUCUCUCUAAGUGAUAUUUAAACAUCCCAUAAACACCCUGAAAAUCGGCUUCAGAAAUCGUUCUAAAGGCUUUUCCAUGGCGUUGUCUGUUUCAUAUAUGUUGCGUUUGGUCCACAUUGCUUUGCUUUUCGGCCUCUGUUUCGCUGCAGACCCAUUUGUUAACUUCGAAUUGGAGCUCUCUUACAUCACUGUUUCCCCGUUGGGCGUGCCUCAACAGGUUAUAGCAGUUAAUGGAACAUUUCCUGGUCCAACUUUUAAUGUAACGACUAAUGACAAUGUGGUGGUAAAUGUGAAUAACAAAUUAGAUGAAAAUCUCCUCAUUACUUGGCCUGGAGUGCAAAUGCGUCGUGCUUCUUGGCAAGACGGUGUUCUGGGCACGAACUGCCCCAUUCCUCCCAAUUGGAACUGGACCUACCAGUUUCAAGUUAAGGAUCAGAUCGGUAGCUUCUUUUAUUUCCCAUCGCUCAAUCUUCAGAGAGCAGCUGGUGGCUUUGGUUCUUUUAUUAUCACUAAUCGGAAAAUCAUUCCGCUUCCUUUUAGUACCCCUGAUGGGGAUAUCAACAUUAUGAUUGGUGAUUGGUAUACCCGAAACCAUACGGCACUGAGAACGGACCUUGAUGCUGGAAAAGACCUUGGAAUGCCAGACGGAGUUCUCAUUAAUGGGAAGGGACCUUACAGAUAUAAUACAACGCUGGUCCCAGAUGGCAUUGAUUAUGAAACCAUCAAUGUUGACCCAGGAAAGACUUAUCGAAUUCGUGUGCACAACGUUGGGGUCUCAACUUGUUUGAACUUUCGAAUCCAGAACCAUAAUUUGCUUCUAGCAGAAACGGAGGGUUAUUACACAUCGCAACAAAAUUACACUAGUUUAGAUAUCCAUGUUGGGCAGUCCUACUCUUUUUUGGUUACCAUGGAUCAGAAUGCAAGUAGUGAUUACUAUAUUGUAGCCAGUGCUAGAUUUGUGAAUCAGUCUCUUUGGCAAAGUGUUACUGGUGUGGCUGUCUUGCACUAUUCAAAUUCAAAAGGAAAGGCAGCUGGUUCCCUCCCUGAUCCACCAAAUGAUGUAUAUGACACAUCAUUUUCGCUGAACCAGGCAAUGUCCAUCAGGCAAAAUGUAUCUGCUAGUGGAGCUCGCCCUAACCCACAAGGUUCAUUUCAUUAUGGUUCGAUCAAUGUGACUGAUGUGUAUAUGUUAAGGAGCCUUCCCCCAGUGGUGAUUGAUGGGAAACUCCGAGCUACAUUUAAUGGGAUUUCAUUUGUCAAUCCCGAUACGCCAAUUAGGCUCGCCGACAAGUUUAAUGUGCAAGGUGCAUACAAGCUUGAUUUCCCAAGCCAGCCACUGACUGGACCGCCUCGGACUGACAGAUCUGUUAUUAAUGCUACAUAUAAGGGUUUCAUUGAAGUCAUAUUGCAGAACAAUGAUACAGUAGUGCAGAGCUUUCACAUGGACGGUUAUUCGUUCUUUGUUGUUGGAAUGGCAUAUGGGGAAUGGACGGAAAACAACAGAAAUUCAUAUAAUAAGUGGGAUGCAAUAUUUCGCUCUACAACACAGGUAUUCCCUGGGGGAUGGACAGCAAUUCUCGUAUCUCUCGACAAUGUUGGAGUGUGGAAUCUUAGAGCAGAAAAUCUCGACAGAUGGUAUCUAGGCCAAGAAACCUAUAUGAGGAUUAUAAAUCCUCACGAAGACAACACAACUGAAUUGGAUGCACCCAAUAAUGUUCUUUACUGUGGUGCCCUGGCCAGCAUGCAGAAGCCACAAAAAACCUCUACUUCAGCAUCAACUGUCAGUGGGCAACCAAAGUUGUCUCUUGUGCUGCUGAUGGUGUUGUCUGCUGCCAUUUCGAUUUUAUAAUAGGCACUUCUGGUAUGCUUUGUUUGGGUUACAGUUUUUAGUUGUAAGUGUGUAGGUGGUGUGAAAAAGAAGUCUUGCUAGCACAAUUUUCCUGUUGUUCAUUGACAUUAUAGGUAAUUGGGGCAUCCAUCAUAUGUCAUGCAACAAAAUUGCAUAUUGAUGAUGAGCAACCCAUUUUUAAUGGCAUUUUAUUUGUACCGAACUUGUGUUAUUGUUUGGUAUUUGAUUUUUUUUUUUUUUUUUAAUUUGUUUUUCUUU
Molecule: messenger RNA, 2185 nt
Organism: Camellia sinensis
Lineage: Eukaryota; Viridiplantae; Streptophyta; Magnoliopsida; Ericales; Theaceae
Product: monocopper oxidase-like protein SKU5
Cellular component (GO): plasma membrane
Molecular function (GO): oxidoreductase activity; copper ion binding
Source: RefSeq, a predicted model, not a curated record